Dreissena polymorpha is the source of this 2362-nucleotide messenger RNA. RefSeq lists its product as uncharacterized. Lineage: Eukaryota; Metazoa; Mollusca; Bivalvia; Myida; Dreissenidae. Bases 934 to 1875 code for a protein of 313 amino acids. The record is from RefSeq and is a predicted model, not a curated record. The transcript has 2 exons.
CUUGUUGAGCCUUCGUCCCGGCUUAAUUGUGAUAGUGUUCAAUUACUGUCGAAAUAGAUAUGAGACUUGUUCUGAGAAAACUGGGCUUAAUGCAUGUGCGUAAAGUGUCAUCCCAGAUUAGCCUGUGCAGUCCGCACAGGCUAAUCAGGGACGACACUUUUCGCUUGUAUAGUAUUUUUAGUUUCAAGGAAGUUCCUCCUUACCGAAAAUCAAGUUUAGGCUAGGAAAAUGGAAUAAGACAUAAAACAGCACAACGCCGUACACUUGACCGACCUUGGCCAGGAACUCGGAGGUGGUGCAUUCUUUCGACUUGUCCCAGAGGGACACCUGGACAUCUGCAGGUCGCGUUGUGGUGAUCCGUUGGAGGUCGCUGCCUUCAACAAGCAUCCUCACCAUUUCGCCUCCCUCAUUUUCUCACAGGGCAUACAUAUACUGACAAUUUUCGCGGAGGAAACUGACCAGUAUGGCGUGGAAAUAGACAUGGUUACAGUGGACAUCAAUUCCUCCCAGUCGCACGCCUCGUCUGUAUGUGAGGUGUUCUGUUUCGACAACAUCCGGUAUCGCCCUGAUGUCACGGAGGAUCAACACGCCGCGAAAGGUCGGGCGGUUCAGAAGAGCCGGCUGACGAAUUGCGCGGAGGAAGACAACGUGAACAUUCCGGUAUUCCAUGAGUCCACGAGAAUAUUCACAGUGACCGCUAGUCUUCCGAAACACACGACAUUUGCAAACAACAGAGGCGCAGAUUUUACAAACCGUGAGAUGGCGGAAAAGUUGUUUUAUUUUUCAGGGAUUGGAGAUCAAAAUAGGUCAUGAACUGCUAAAGAUAGUUCGGCUUUUUAUUUGAAUUUAAAUCCCGUGAUCGGGGACUCGGGCUCAAAUCAGGUCGGUAGACUAGUUAUCACGUUCCCACUCAGUGGGCCUUCGAAAGGAGCAAUGGAAUCAGAAACUGGUUUACGCUUUGUUUUACAUAAUGUUCACUACAGCGGCUCGCUUUUAAUCCAGUUCGACUAUUUCAAUCGUUAUGGGAAAUGGUCUACUGCACAACACGCAACUGUGGUCGACUAUGAACAACUACUCGAGUUUAAUUCAACAGAUCUUAGUUUGCGAGAAGGUAGCUCAAAUGAAAUAAGGAUUACAUUCUAUUCAAAACAAAAGAAUCCAGAAUCGCUACAUAAAGGCAAGAUAUACGCGAUAAAACGUAUCUUCCAAACAGACGUAGCAACGGAGGUAUACAACGACGGUAAGACUGUGAUCGAAGUAGUAAAGGUCGACCUUUGGUGGCGAGUUAACCAGAGCAUGACGGUAACCAUUAGCAACACAGGGCGCACCGACUACGGCGUCCACUUUUUCCGGGUGUACCAGCGCGUGCCGUGGUUGUCGGACGGCUGGUCCCAAGUUUUCGUCAUGUACCAAGAUGGCAACAUCCGUAUCCUCCCUAUCCCUCCGCACGGCCUUGACUGGAUUCCAUUCGGUUCGUCCGUCAUAAUCGGCCAGACUAAUCCCGCCGACGUCCGUCCGUGCGCACCCAUCGAUCACGUGAACAUUAAUACGGACACGCUACAACUGACGUUGCACUACGCCGACGGUGGCGUCGUCACCAUGAAGGUCGAGUCGCUGGUCAAAGAAACCCGUCUGCUUAUCUCUAACGCGACGUUUUUCCGACCCAGAAAUCUUUAUCCAUUUUUCACAUUCCGGUCCAUGUACGUAUCCGACGGAAACGGUGACUUAAACCGCAUUUCGGCGGACGACGGUCAUAAUUACUCUAUCAUAGAACCAUGGGGUUCACUUCCGGGGAUGUUAUUUGCAUUUUACCGACAGUGCAUUUCGAAGCAUAACACUCUCAGUCCAGACAUACAGUUGCAUAUUAUCCGGUAACAAUGUGUCUUGCCAAUCUACGGUAGUUAUGUAUCUGAUAUUUCAGCUAAUUAUUUGCUUCAAAACUAUGUACAUGUAAAUGGUAAUAUUCUUAAAAAAACGUCUGCGUUUAUCUGUUGUAAGGUUAAGAGUAUUCACAUAUCAGAAAAAAACAUUCAACGAAAUGAACUUUAUUGUUAAUUAGCCGUAUAUUUUAUAUUUACCAAACUUUGUAUAAAUUAAACAAGUUAUAACCUGUAUAUGAUGGAACAGAGAUUUCAAAUCGUAAAUACAUCAAAGAAGUUAAAGUUAAAAGAAAUGCGAUCCUUAAUAAAACUGUUUUACAUAUUUCAUCACCCCCUUGACAUAACUUGUGUUAUGUGUUAUUGCCAUAGAUUGUGUUUAUGUGUGUCUAUACUUUUAAUUGACGUUUUAUGUUAUAUUAUUUAAUGGUAUUAUUAGUUUUCACGUGACAGAACAUAAUUCGUAUAUUAGAGUAUGAAGACGA